Lachancea mirantina is the source of this 1581-nucleotide messenger RNA. The record is from the annotation of a GenBank genome assembly. Lineage: Eukaryota; Fungi; Ascomycota; Saccharomycetes; Saccharomycetales; Saccharomycetaceae.
AUGUCUCUUUACGAUUUGAUCAUCAAAAAUGGUAUUGUCUGCACGGCGAGCGACGUAUUUCCAGCUUGUAUUGGCAUAAAAGAUGGUAAAAUCAGUUCAAUUGCGGGGAAUCUGGAAGACCAUUUGGCUUUGGAGAUCAUUGAUGCCGAGGGUGCCUUGAUAACACCGGGAGGCAUUGAUGCUCAUGUGCAUGUUGACGAAAGGUUGAAAUUGCUCGGCGAAGUUGCCGACACGAUGGGUGAUGCGACAAGAUCCGCAGUGGCUGGAGGUACAACGACUCUUGUUGCUUUUGCUACUCAGGACACCUCAUUAACAGGACCAAAGGCUCUUUCUGAUUCGGUAAAAUUAACGAUCGAAGACUACGUAUCUCAAAAACUGUACUGCGAUUAUGCCUUGCAUUUGAUUUUAUUCAGUGUGGAAAAAUCAUCUGUUACUGGCAAAAAUAUACUCGACGUCCAAUUGCAAAACGUUUAUCAGGACUAUGGUGUGACCAGUGUGAAAGUAUUCAUGACUUAUCCCGGAUUGCAGUUAUCCGACUAUGACAUUUUGACGGUAAUGUACGCGACUCGGAAAAAUGGCUUCACCACCAUGAUUCAUGCAGAAAACGGCGACGUAAUCAAGUGGCUCAUAGAAGAUCUUGAAAAUAAAGGUCUGGUGCAACCUUAUCACCAUGGCGUUUCCAGACCCACGAUCCUGGAAGGCGAGGCUACAAAUAGAGCCAUUACAUUGGCGCAGACUAUGGAUACGCCUAUCUUGUUUGUACAUGUCUCUGCUCCCGAGGCAGUAGACGUGAUCCGGCGAGGACAAACCAGAGGAAUGAAGAUUUUUGCCGAAACUUGCCCGCAAUACGCACUUUUGUCAGAGGAAGAUACUCGAUGCCAUCAUGGAGUGUCUCAAGGCAACGAAGAAGAUCCGGAUCAAUUCAUAGGCGCAAAAGACAUCUGUUCACCUCCUCUUCGUAAAGCCGCUUGUCAGGACACAAUCUGGAACGCAAUGGACAAUGGCACUUUCACGAUCGUUGGUUCAGAUCACUGUCCAUAUCUUUAUUACGACAAACUGUCGAAUGCUUCCAAACAUAGAGCUUUUUCUGACACUAAAAACGGUGAGUUUCGUUACAUCCCCAACGGUAUGCCAGGUGUUGGGACAAGACUCCCACUUCUCUAUUCUUAUGGUUUACUGCAAAGGCGCUUGUCAAACGUGACAAAAUUCGUGGAAGUAAACUGUACCAAUCCGGCAAAGUUAUAUGGGCUUUACCCUCAAAAGGGCUCUCUUCUCCCAGGAGUGAGCGAUGCGGACUUGGUUAUUUGGUACCCAGAUAAUGCUAAAAAAUCGUUUGCCUCUAAACCCAAGGUAAUUUCUAAUAAACUUUUGAAUCACAAGUGCGACUACACACCUUUCGAAGGGUUUGAGAUAUCAAAUUGGCCACGUUACACAGUUGUGAAGGGGAAAAUCGUUUAUCAAGAAGGAAAGUUUCUCGAUAAUGCUACGGGGACGUAUUUGAAGAGAAUGCCCAGUGAAAUGUGUGCACCUAGGGACAGAUGGCCAUAUCCCGAGCUACGCCCUGGUUAUGUACCUUCUUGA